Durusdinium trenchii is the source of this 3822-nucleotide messenger RNA. Lineage: Eukaryota; Dinophyceae; Suessiales; Symbiodiniaceae. The record is from the annotation of a GenBank genome assembly.
AUGCGCUCUCAGAGCGCGUGGGAGGACACGACACCCCUGGCCCUCCGGGGUCCCCACCUGGGAGACCGCUCACCCGGAGACCCAGGCUUCCUGAUCCUGCCGGGUGAGCGGCUGGAGGAUCGGGAGCUGCCGCAGCGGAUCACCAGCGAGGUGCGAGAUGUGAGGUUGGGAUGGGCCUUCGAGUCCCUUGAGGCUGCUGCAAGCCGUGCUGAGGGCAUCUCUGCUGGAUCCUACACUGGGCCGCCGGCCGUGCUGACUGAGCCUUCCGAGGCUUCUACUUGGGACGCGGUGCUCCAUCCUCCGUCCGUGCAAGAGCCCUACGUGCUUGGAACGCUGGCUGUUGGGCUGGGGCAGUUCUCGAAGGAGGAUGGCAGUUCCACAGCACACCCAGUUUUUAGACCAAGGGUCCAGCACGAGAAGUGGACGAUGGAGACAUUUGUGAUGCCCAUCAUGGCGCGGAAUUCAGGCUGUCUCUUGGCUAUCCCCGACGGGGUUUUUCCAAAAGAGAUGUUUACUACAGGCAAUUUGGCUCGGCCGGAGGACUUUGUCGGUCCUUCGACCAGGGUCUCAGUUCCUAUGAGCUACGAGGAGGACGACGGCACGGAAGUAUCAGCACAGAUGGAGGAGAACAUCCUGCUCACCGACUUCCACAAGAAUGUGACGGACUCCAUCCGAGGCUUCGACCCUGUCACAGAGGGGCCAGGGAUCCGGCGUGCCUGCAGUGAAGGGCAAGGCGAAGGCUUCCCCUGGUGGGGCUUCGGGUCAGAAGAGACGGCGGGACUCCAGACAGAGGGCCUACGCCAAGAGUCAGAGCCCUUCCAAAUGCUCAGCUACCAACUGGACAACUACAACCACCGACUCUGCACUGUCUACGUUGGUUGCUCACCUCGUGGCUAUGGGGGUUCCUCCUCCUCCCUCUCGCUGAAAGGCUCGGCCAAGAGAGAGAAGCUUUUGAUGGAUUUCUCCAACCGGAAAGGCGACUUCCUCCUCAAGAUCUGCGACAUGAUGAUCAGAAAGGAGCUCAAGAGGUUGGCGCUGGCCUUGGUCACCAUCGAGCAGGUUGCCCAGGAUGGCGACUUGGAGCUGCCUAUUGGCCGCCCGGUGCUCGAAGUCACGCGAGGCAAAGGGACAAGCUGCUGGACAGUUUCACGCAGUGGGUGGGAUCCAGAGGGGUCUCAGCGCAUGAAGUCCUUAUGGCCACCACCCCUCAUGCUAGAGCAGUGUGGCCGUGAGCUAUACAGGGCACUACGCAGAGACGGUGAACGCCGUCCAGAGCAGAAGAUGUCGGCUGAGGAGGUGCUUGCAGCCGGCGUGGGACCUGGCCUACGCCUGGCUCUGACAGGAGCCCCCAAGCCAUCACUUGGCUUCCACGCCAAGCGCUCCUGUCUCUCCUCACGUCGGCAUGGAUGUGGGGAUGGAGCAGGGAAGCCCUUUCCUGGGGUGAUCGAAGUUGCCUUUGCGCAUUUGGCAGAGCCAGAAGCUAUGGCCGGCGUCCGGCCAGACGAUGAGAAUCUCCAAGGGCAUCGAUAUGGGCUCUCUAAGAGCCGGUGGAGCCUCCUGGCUCUUGAUGGCCAGCGAGGACAGCAAGCUGACAAGACGAAGAGGCAGGUGAAGUCGAAGAUUCUCCAAGGUGUGGCACUUAUUCCGUGGGCCCUCCAACUAGCCCUACGGUGGCGCAGAGCAGCCAUUCCAGACUCGGCGUGGCCUGUUCUGUUUGAGAAAGCUGCGCGUGACUUUGAGCUGAAGUCCUUGGGAGGCAAUGACUGGGUGAUGGAGAAGUUUCGAUGGCUGUUUUUGGACAGCACUGAGAAGGCCGUGGCAGGGCAGCCCUUUCGCACCGUCUUGCUGGCACGGGACUCGCGGGGGCGCCAGGCGAGGCCCGCGGCCUGUGAUGCCUUGCGAGCUUCUUUGCCGUUGGCUUGGCGCUUGGGGCAGCUGGAAUUUCACAUCGAGAAUGAGCUGGCGGAGGUCAUAGAUGCUGAAGUUCGCAUAGAAAGCCCUGACCCAGAGGAUCAAUUUGGGAACCUGACGCCAUUGAACCGGUCUGUGGGAGGCCAGCUGAUGUUGCGCAGCUCUGCUCAGCGCAAUGCUAUGGAGAUGAGGCCGUCCACUGGGCUACUCUCGAUGCGGGGGACUGGUGAGGCGCAGGUCUUUCUCACGGCCUUGCGCCCGGGUCAUGUGGAGAUCUGGGUGGAGCAGGCCACCGGUGGCGUUUGGUUUCGAGCUGUCACGACGUCGAUGUCAUUGGAACGUGCCAGGCCCCGGCUGCGUUUCCGUGCCGUCUGGGUCGACUCAGUGGUUCUGCGCCAAGCCGGGCAAAGCCGGGGUGCUUUGCCGGACAAAGCCAUGGAAUACUGUGGAAUGGGUGGAUGCAUGGAAUUGUCGAAAGCAUCGCCAAGCGACAUGCAAUGGCAGGCGAAAGCGGACGAGGUGCGCGAGGCAUUCCUUCAUGCCUGGAAGGGCUAUGAGAGGUAUGCUUGGGGGAAGGAUGAGUUGCAGCCGGUGUCACGGCUCGGGCGCAACACCUUCGGUGGUCUUGGCCUCACCAUCCUGGACUCCCUGACCACACUGUGGCUCAUGGGCUUCGACGAAGCCUUCGAGAAGGGCUUGAGGUUCGUGAAGGAUGACCUUGACUUUGACAACGCAGACUCGGAUGUGUCGGUCUUCGAACUCACCAUCCGUGCGCUGGGAGGUCUGCUCGGGGCGCACACGCUCUCUGGCAAAGAGAUCUUCCUGGAGCGAGCACAAGAACUGGGAGGCCGCCUCCUGCCGGCCUUCCAGUCACCCUCCAGGAUGCCCUGGCCGACGGUGAACCUCGCACGGGGCACCAGCAAGACGAGCACUCAGCCAGUCAUCCUGUCCGAGGCUGGCAGCUUGCAGGUAGAAUUUCGCAGCCUGACAGCAAGGACAGGAGACGCUCGUUUUCGACGUGCAGCUGACAAAGCUUUUCAGGCCGUCCAAUCCGUUGGCAUUCCUGGAAUACUACCUGUCUUUCUCUCUCCACCAGGGAUGGCAAAAGUACAGGCAGUGGCCUCAAAGUUUGCUUUUGGGGCUCUGGCAGACUCCUACUACGAGUACCUGCUAAAGCAAUGGCUUCAGAGGCCGUCGGAGAAGAACUUCAAGGAGCUCUUUUUGGAGGUCAUGGAUGCUUUACCCGGCAUCGUACGGCCAUCUCCUUCAGCCAGCGAAACAGAGCAGAUGGCCGGGUUUUGGGGGACACCAGCAGACCGGGGGGACCGGGGGAAACCAGCGGACCUACUGGACCACCUUAGUUGCUUUGCUCCCGGAUUGAUCGCGCUUGGGCUGAUGGAACUGCCUCAGCAUGACCUGGUGGAGAAGGGUCGCAAUGCCACCUGGUGGCGCUUAGCCGAAGGCUUGACGGCCUCAUGCUUUGAGCUUUGGGCCUCCUCAGCCACCGGCUUGGCUCCCGAGUUCAGCAAGGCGGAGUCGUUGUUCUACCUCUAUCGCUUGACGGGCGAUGAAAAGUAUCGCCGUUGGGGUAGCAAGCUCUUCCAAGCAAUCCUCAACCAUGCCAAGGUUCCACACGGCUUCUCAUCCGUGCGCGACGUAAAGGCAGUCAGAGGGUGUGCUGGAAUGGUCGUGCGGCGUUUGAAAUGGGCUUGUCAUGUUCCUUUCGCAGUGCACCACCGACCCUUGAUUCUAUGCUUCACAGACCUCUAUCAUGUUCCAUACAUGGAGAGCUAUUUAGUCCCACCCGCUGGCCUGUUGAGUAUGGCCAGCAGCGCCAGCAGAGGAGAGAGGAGAGGUUUCGUGCUUUCAACAUUUCUAAAGAAUGAAAACACCUGCCUUGUGCAGUUCUGA